Messenger RNA from Carassius gibelio (silver crucian carp), 3545 nucleotides. RefSeq names its product fibroin heavy chain-like. Gene Ontology annotation, cellular component: extracellular region. The transcript is spliced from 11 exons. Gene Ontology annotation, molecular function: peptidase inhibitor activity. The record is from RefSeq and is a predicted model, not a curated record. NCBI's taxonomy places the organism in Eukaryota, Metazoa, Chordata, Actinopteri, Cypriniformes, Cyprinidae. The coding region runs from base 82 to 3399 and encodes 1105 amino acids.
AAUUUCUAUUGCAGUCACAUUAUUAUUUGUGUGCAUUGUUGUCCACACCUCAAUUCAGUGCAUUUUCUAGUAGGGAUCAUUAUGAGAUCGCAGGUUGGGACGAUGACAGCUCGAUUGUACUUCUCAUUGAUUGCUGUAUUAUGUUGUCUUUCUGGAUACUUGAGCCUAACAGAUGUUAUUCAAGGACAAACUGCAGCAAAGCCAGGAGAGUGUCCACCUCAAACAUCUGGAAGCUUGUUUAAUGGGUCCUGUAACCGUGACUCUGACUGUCCCAACGAUGAGAAGUGCUGCGGCAAUGGAAGUGGACAUUACUGUACAGCUCCUUAUACAGUGAAGCCGGGUCAGUGUCCCAAACCGAAGAGCGUUCAAGAAUGUGCUGACCUCUGUUUCCAUGAUGGCCAGUGUCCUGACACACAGAAAUGUUGCCCAACCAUCUGUGGCCAUGUAUGUAGUGAACCAAGUGAUCAGCAAAGUGAUCAGCAAAGUGAUCAGGGUAGUGGUCAGGGAAGCGGCCAGGGUAGUGGUGAAGGUCAGGGAAGCGGCUACGGUCAGGGAAGCGGCUACGGUCAGGGAAGCGGCUACGGUCAGGGAAGCGGCUACGGUCAAGGUCAGGGAAGCGGCCAGGGUAGUGGUGAAGGUCAGGGUAGUGGUCAAGGAAGCGGUCAGGGAAGCGGCUAUGGUCAAGGUCAGGGAAGCGGCUACGGUCAGGGAAGCGGCUACGGUCAAGGUCAGGGAAGCGGCUACGGUCAGGGAAGCGGCUACGGCCAAGGUCAGGGAAGCGGUCAGGGAAGCGGCUACGGUCAAGGUCAGGGAAGCGGCUACGGUCAGGGUAGCGGUCAGGGAAGCGGCUACGGUCAGGGAAGCGGUUACGGUCAAGGUCAGGGAAGCGGUUACGGUCAGGGAAGCGGUCAGGGAAGCGGCUACGGUCAGGGAAGCGGUUACGGUCAAGGUCAGGGAAGCGGUUACGGUCAGGGAAGCGGUUAUGGUCGAGGUCAAGGAAGUGGUCAGGGAAGCGGUUAUGGUCAAGGUCAGGGAAGCGGUUACGGUCAGGGAAGCGGUUAUGGUCAAGGUCAGGGAAGUGGUCAGGGAAGCGGUUAUGGUCAAGGUCAGGGAAGCGGUCAGGGAAGCGGUUAUGGUCAAGGUCAGGGAAGUGGUCAGGGAAGUGGUCAGGGAAGCGGUUAUGGUCAAGGUCAGGGAAGUGGUCAGGGAAGCGGUCAAGGUCAGGGACAGGGAAGUGGUCAAGGACAGGGAAGUGGUCAGGGUAGCGGUCAGGGACAGGGAAGCGGUCAGGGAUGUGAUCGUGGACUGGGUCGUGGAUGUGGGAGACGUGGUAAUUCCUACCGCAGCUGGCGGGAUCCCGUAUUAAAAAAUAAAGCGAAAAAGACCAAAGUGAGACCACUCACUGUUGGCGCCUGGAAUGUGUGCACCUUGAUGGACACAUCUGGAUCAAAAAGACCUGAGAGAUGCACCGCCCUCGUGGGCAGAGCCAGAUAUAAUGUGGAUGUUGCUGCCCUUAGUGAGACCCGACUGGGCGAUAUUGGACAAGUAACUGAAGUGGGUGCAGGUUACACAUUCUUCUGGAGUGGACGAGGCCAGGAGGAGAGGCGUGAUGCUGGUGUUGGUUUUGCAGCGGCCACCAUCAUCAGUGCCUAUGCCCCUACCAUGACCAACUCUGACGAGAUCAAAACCAAAUUUUAUAAUGACUUGGAAGUCAUUAUUGCUGCUACAGCCAGCUCGGAUAAACUUCUGAUACUGGGUGAUUUCAACGCCAGACUUGGCUCUUUAAAACCCCAUUUUUACAGCAAUUUCUAUUGCAGUCACAUUAUUAUUUGUGUGCAUUGUUGUCCACACCUCAAUUCAGUGCAUUUUCUAGUAGGGAUCAUUAUGAGAUCGCAGGUUGGGACGAUGACAGCUCGAUUGUACUUCUCAUUGAUUGCUGUAUUAUGUUGUCUUUCUGGAUACUUGAGCCUGACAGAUGUUAUUCAGGGACAAACUACAGCAAAGCCAGGAGAGUGUCCACCUCAAACAUCUGGAAGCUUGUUUAAUGGGUCCUGUAACCGUGACUCUGACUGUCCCAACGAUGAGAAGUGCUGCGGCAAUGGAAGUGGACAUUACUGUACAGCUCCUUAUACAGUGAAGCCGGGUCAGUGUCCCAAACUAAAGAGUGUUCCAGAAUGUGCUGACCUCUGUUUCCAUGAUGGCCAGUGUCCUGCCGCACAGAAAUGUUGCCCAACCACCUGUGGCCAUGUAUGUAGUGAACCAAGUGAUCAGCAAAGUGAUCAGCAAAGUGAUCAGCAAAGUGAUCAGCAAAGUGAUCAGCAAAGUGAUCAGCAAAGUGAUCAGCAAAGUGAUCAGCAAAGUGAUCAGCAAAGUGAUCAGCAAAGUGAUCAGCAAAGUGAUCCGCAAAGUGAUCAGGAAAGCGGCCCGGAAAGUGGUCAGGGAAGCGGUUAUGGUCAAGGUCAGGGUAGCGGUUACGGUCAGGGAAGCGGCUACGGUCAGGGAAGCGGUUAUGGUCAAGGUCAGGGAAGCGGUUACGGUCAAGGUCAGGGUAGCGGUCAGGGAAGCGGCUACGGUCAGGGCAGUGGUUACGGUCAAGGUCAGGGAAGCGGCUAUGGUCAGGGUAGCGGUUACGGUCAAGGUCAGGGUAGCGGCUAUGGUCAGGGAAGCGGCUAUGGUCAGGGUAGCGGUUACGGUCAAGGUCAGGGUAGCGGUUAUGGUCAGGGAAGCGGCUAUGGUCAGGGUAGCGGUUACGGUCAAGGUCAGGGAAGCGGCUAUGGUCAGGGUAGCGGUUACGGUCAAGGUCAGGGUAGCGGUCAGGGUAGUGGUUACGGUCAGGGUAGUGGUUACGGUCAGGGUAGCGGCUAUGGUCAGGGUAGCGGCUAUGGUCAGGGAAGCGGCUAUGGUCAGGGAAGUGGACAGGGAAGCGGACAGGGACAGGGAAGCGGACAGGGUCAGGGUAGCGGUCAAGGUCAGGGACAGGGAAGCGGACAGGGAAGCGGUCAAGGUCAGGGACAGGGAAGUGGUCAGGGACAGGGAAACGGUCAGGGACAGGGAAGCGGACAGGGUCAGGGACAGGGAAGCGGUCAGGGACAGGGAAGCGGACAGGGAAGCGGUCAAGGUCAGGGACAGGGAAGUGGUCAGGGACAGGGAAGUGGUCAAGGUCAGGGACAGGGAAGUGGUCAGGGACAGGGAAGUGGUCAGGGACAGGGAAGUGGUCAGGGUAGCGGUCAAGGUCAGGGACAGGGAAGUGGUCAGGGACAGGGAAGUGGUCAGGGACAGGGAAGCGGACAGGGAAGCGGUCAAGGACAGGGAAGCGGUCAGGGUAGCGGUCAAGGUCAGGGAAGCGGUCAGGGAUGUGAUCGUGGACGGGGUCGUGGAUGUGGGAGACGUGGUCAUUGAAGUGGUCAUGGGCAUUUUGCAUAAUACUUGCAGGAGAUCUCUUCAAUUCAGUGCUUUAUUCAUAUGGCACAUUUUUCCUGUUUGCUUAAACUGUUUGGAAGGCUUUCGGGUCUGUCUCCCCAGCAGCCUCAAAUAAUAAAAAACUA